AUGGAGACCAAGAUCGAGAUGGACGUCUGCGGCGCUGUACAGGGCGUAACUAAGCUCCAAGCUCUCUUUCGAGGCAAUAAGAGCCGUCGUGUGCAUGUGCAACGUGCACCCUGGUCCCCGUUCGUGCCAGCAAAGAUCGAGGCUGUCCGAGCAAUGCUGGAGGUAGCAGGUUUGCAGUCUGGGGAGACGUUGGUGGACAUCGGCAGCGGUGACGGCCGUGUGGUCAUCGAAGCGGCACUGCGGUGUCCAGAGCUCAGGAAGGCGAGAGGCGUAGAGCUGGACGAGGCUCUGGUGGGGCUAUCAAGACGCAGGAUCGUUGAUAGGGCAGUGAAGGAGGAAGAGAAUGUAGGUGGUGGAGGACCUGAGGAGGAAUGCGGUCGGGACAAGAGCAGCAAUACGGCGACAACUCUGAGAGAACGAGUCGAGAUUGUCCAUGGAGAUUUUAUGGAGGUCGACAUGCGCGAUGCAGAUGUCGUUGUGCUCUUCUUCCUCCCACACGAAGAUAUCGCGCGUACAUUGCAGCAGAAGUUGCGUGCGGGGACGCGCGUCGUCACUUACGUGUUCCAGAUUGCGCAGUGGAAGCCUCACAAGGUGGUUCCGACCGUGCCCUUCAUGACGGAGAAAGGCUCGUCGUCCAUCUACCUCUACCACGUGCCUCACUAG
Messenger RNA from Phytophthora sojae, 663 nucleotides. RefSeq lists its product as hypothetical. Gene Ontology annotation, molecular function: protein binding; protein-lysine N-methyltransferase activity. Gene Ontology annotation, biological process: peptidyl-lysine trimethylation; positive regulation of proton-transporting ATP synthase activity, rotational mechanism; regulation of mitochondrial ATP synthesis coupled proton transport. Bases 1 to 663 code for a protein of 220 amino acids. The record is from RefSeq and is a predicted model, not a curated record. The transcript is spliced from 2 exons. Gene Ontology annotation, cellular component: mitochondrion. NCBI's taxonomy places the organism in Eukaryota, Oomycota, Peronosporomycetes, Peronosporales, Peronosporaceae.